This is a messenger RNA of Bradysia coprophila, 2066 nucleotides long. Its product is annotated as membrane-associated transporter protein-like. The record is from RefSeq and is a predicted model, not a curated record. NCBI's taxonomy places the organism in Eukaryota, Metazoa, Arthropoda, Insecta, Diptera, Sciaridae. Gene Ontology annotation, molecular function: sucrose:proton symporter activity. Gene Ontology annotation, cellular component: membrane. Gene Ontology annotation, biological process: transmembrane transport.
ACCUAAAAUUCAAAUGUAAAUCACGAGUUUAAAAAUUAAAUGAAUCAGCCAACCACAACAAAUAAUUCAACCCGAAAUUAGUUUGCGAUUGAAACGCAUUCAUCAAUUUAUCUGAUACGAACCGAACAUACCUAAUUGUUACAUCGCUCACCGAAUACAAGUUUUGUAGUUCAGAAUGCCUACGUUCGAUAACAAAACGCACCGAAUAGUAUAUCAAUAGCACGACGACUCGUAUCGAAAUUAUGAACAUUUUGCAAAAGUUUUACACGUCGCUUCUCGAUGCAGUGUCUAAAGUUAUCCGUAUCAAUGAACCAGUGCCAAUCAAUUAUGAUGCAACGCGACAACAAAUGCAAAAAAUUCGCGAAGAACAUGCACGGAACCAGGACUAUGACUAUUCACAUAUCUUCAGAAAAAAAUCGCAAAUGGAUUUGAUUCGAGUUUCAUUCAUUGUCGUUGGACUAGAAUUCGCUUACGCUGCAGAAACAGCAUUCACUUCACCAACACUUCUAGAAAUCGGCGUCGAACAUAAGCACAUGACAUUCGUGUGGAGUCUAUCACCGUUUCUGGCACUAGUUUUUUCCCCCAUUUUGGCUACGAUAAGCGAUAAAUGUCGUUUACAUUACGGUCGUCGCCGACCGAUGAUAUUAACGUUUACCGUGUUAAUUAUAACAGGUUUGCUACUAUUCUGUUUCGGAAAGUCAAUCGGAAUAGCACUGGGCGAUGAGUCGAUCAACUCAGAAUCUGUAUCAGAAGACAAUGUAUACCACAGUCAUUAUUAUAAAUAUGCAGCGAUGGUUACGAUUUGUGCAACGAUAUUGUUGGACUUUAGUGCUGACAUCAUCAUAUUUUGCGCUCGAAUUUAUUUGCUUGAUGUAUGCGUAAUUGAUGAUCAUGCACGCGGUUUAAGUGUAUUUUCUAUGAUGGCUGGAGUUGGUGGAUUUUUUGGAUACUCCAGUACGGGAAUCGAUUGGGAGAAAACGAUGAUUGGCAAACUGUUCGGUGGAAAUGUUGAGACUGUUUUUGGCAUUGUCAUCAUUUUGAUUUCUCUCAGUUCAAUCGUAUCAUUGACAAGUUUCCGAGAAAUACCGUUACCUUUGAUGGAAAAAGACGAGCUUCUAAGGCCGUUAACACAUACUGCUGUAAAGCAGGAGGUCCAUCGGAAGAGAAAUACGAUUGAGAUUGUUCAAGAAGUGCACGAGACCGAACACUACGAACAAAGGAACGGUGAUGUGGAAAUUCAGAUUCCGUUGUUGAAAAGCGGAAAUGAUGAGAACACAUCCCUAACGCAAUAUCUACGUAGCAUUUUCAUAAUGCCACGAUUAAUGCAAAUAUUGUGCUUGACGAAUCUCCUUUCUUGGAUGGCAUUUGUUAGUUAUGCCCUGUAUUUUACGGAUUUCGUAGGCGAAGCCGUUUUUAUGGGAGAUCCAAUGGCUCCACCAGAUACAGAGAGUCUUACACUCUAUCAAAGCGGGGUGCGUUUCGGAUGUUUCGGUUUAGCAGUGUUCGCACUAUCUUGUUCAAUAUACUCAAUGUUUAUCGAAGCAUCGAUGAAUUUAGUUGGAGUUAAAUUCAUUUACGUGGGUAGCCUAACACUAUUCGGCGUUAGUAUGUUUUUGUUGGCUACAUUUCCGACUCAAUUGGGUGUUUUAGUCUUAUCUGUACCUGCUGGUAUUAUUUACUCAACUAUGUUAACAAUACCAUUUCUACUCAUGACAAAAUAUCAUGGAAGUGAGCUGUUUUUGGGAUCGCAUGAUCGAAAUAAGGGGUCUUCGAACUGCCGAGGACUUGGAAUGGAUAUGGCGGUGCUGAGCAGUUCUACUUGUAUAAGUCAAGUCGUUGUCUCGUUAAUAGCCGGUUCUGUGAUUGAAUGGAUCGGUUCAUCUAGUGCUACUAUUUAUUUGGCUGGUGUUCUGGGUUUAGUAUCGGCGUUUUCAGCUUCAAAAAUUUCCUAUUUGGACAUGGAAUGAUGAAACAAACAACCCAAUGCACCCCUGCCACAAUUAAUUUAUUUGUUUUUAUUUUGCUACCAAAUUUAAUUAAUAAAAACUUUUGUUGACAAAAAAAAA